Uncinocarpus reesii 1704 is the source of this 1791-nucleotide messenger RNA. RefSeq lists its product as uncharacterized. Bases 1 to 1791 code for a protein of 596 amino acids. NCBI's taxonomy places the organism in Eukaryota, Fungi, Ascomycota, Eurotiomycetes, Onygenales, Onygenaceae. Gene Ontology annotation, molecular function: ATP binding; nucleic acid binding. The transcript has 2 exons. The record is from RefSeq and is a predicted model, not a curated record.
AUGGCUGUCCUCGCGCCUGGCCUCCUCCGCGCGCCGCCGCAAGCCCUCGCGGAUGACGCUCUCGCCAGAUGUCGCCCAGCCGACGCUCAGAACAGUCCCUUUGGCGCCAUGAACCAGACCCGCGCGAACCUGCGUGACCGGCAGCGGCCGCGGUCCCGGGCAGAGCUCAACCGCGCCGCGUACGGGCCCGACAAGCAGCACAAGGAGGAGAAGCCGCUGUUCAAGGCGCUGAAGAUGCAGACGGCCCUGGCGCCGGUGUCGUAUGGCCGCCGCACCGCCAUCAAGGCCAAGAUCGCAGACAUCAGCAGCUUCGACCACUUCGCCCUGCUGCCGGCCGUGCGCGACGCCAUCUGCAGCACUGUGUUUGCCGACCUCGACUACGUGCGCCCGACGCCCAUCCAGCGCCUCGCCAUCCCGGCCAUCCUCCGCACGGGCUCCGCGACGCCGGCGCCAGAAGAGGGCGACGAGGGCAUGCCGCAGUUUGACCAGUUCCUCCUGGCUGCCGAGACGGGCUCCGGCAAGACCAUCGCCUAUCUGGCCCCGGUGGUCGACGCGAUCAAGCGAGGAGAGGAAAAAGAAAAGGCAGCGAAGCAGGAAGAAGAACAAGAACAAGAAGAAGCAACAGAGGAUGUGUUUGAGCUGGUGCCGCCGGCCGUGGGCGAGGAUCCCGACGGCCCAAAGAACGUCGUGAGGCCGCGGGCGCUCAUCCUGGUGCCCACGUCGGAGCUGGUCGAGCAGAUCGGCCGCAUCGUCAAGCAGCUGGCGCACACCGUCAAGUACCGCGCCGCCCUGCUGGCCUCCAGCUACACGCCGCGCAAGAUCAGGAACACGCUCUUCAACCCGGCCGGGCUCGACAUCCUCGUCACCACGCCGCACCUCGUCGCCUCCAUCGCCGACGCCAACCCCUACAUCCUCAGCCGCGUCUCGCACGUCGUCGUCGACGAGGCCGACUCGCUCUUCGACAAGUCCUUCUCGCCCGUCACCAACGCCAUCAUCGACCGCACCGCACCCACCCUGCAGCAGCUCAUCCUCUGCUCCGCCACCAUCCCCCGCUCCCUCGACACCCGCCUGCGCGAGCGCUUCCCGCAGAUCCGCAGGCUCGUCACCCCGAACCUGCACGCCAUCCCCCGCAGAGUCCAGCUCGGCGUCGUCGACAUCGACAAGGAGCCCUACCGCGGCCGCCGCGCCCUCGCCUGCGCCGACGCCAUCUGGUCCCUGGGCAAGUCCGGGAACCCCUACGACUCCGACGUCGGCUACCAGGUCACCGGCCUCCGGGAGCCCAAGGCCAUCAUCGUCUUCGUCAACGAGCGCGACACCGCUGACGAACUCGCCCAGUUCCUCGUCUCAAGGGGCAUCGACGCCCUGUCCCUGACCCGCGACACCCCCGACAAGCGCCAGGCCCACAUCCUCGAGGACUUUACCGUCGGCAAACCGCCGCCCGUGCCAGAGGACUACAAACUGCUGAAGCGCAGCAAGUUCGACGGCGACUCGGUCCCGUUUGUCAACGUCCAGCCCGGUGCCGCCAGCAAUAACAGUAACAGCAAGCGCCUCGCCGACACCAGGGUCCUGGUCGUCACGGACCUGGCCUCGCGCGGCAUCGACACGGUGGCCGUGAAAACGGUCAUCUUAUACGACGUCCCCCACUCCACCAUCGACUUCAUCCACCGCCUUGGCCGGCUGGGUCGCAUGGGCAGACGCGGUCGGGGCAUUGUCCUGGUCGGCAAAAAGGACCGAAAGGAUGUUGUCCGCGAAGUCAGGGAUGCCAUGUUCCGCGGCCAGGCGUUGAUUUAA